AGCUUCAGCAGCCGACCGGACUUUCUGCUGAGGAAGCAUUGUCUGGGCCAGUCUGCAGAGAACUGCAGAUCACUUGUGUGAAAUGAAGCUCCUUUGGAUUAAGACAGUGAUUUAUAGACCACGCUUGUGGAAAGCAAUUGAAGAACUGCUUAAAGAGGCAAAACGUGGGAAAACGAGAGCAGAAACUAUGGGACCUAUGGGUUGGAUGAAGUGUCCUCUCGCUGGUACAAAUAAGAGAUUUCUGAUUAACACAAUCAAGAACACGCUGCCGUCCCAUAAAGAGCAAGACCCUGAGCAAAAAGAGGGCAGCAAGGAACCCUCCAAAAGCCAGAGCCAGAAAGAAGAGAACCGGAAGCAGCACAGAGGCCACCCCUACAAGCCCAGCUUCCAGGCCCGGAGCGCGGGCGGCCACUCCCCGCACAGGAAGCGCAGCGGCCAGGAGAAGUAUGAGAAGCGCUCCACCAAGCGAUGAGGCGGCCACCGCCCCCAGCGCUAUCUCCUCUGGGACUGGGGGGUACUGGGGGGAUGGGGAGGUGUGGGCGAGGCUUUGAGGACAGGCCUUGAGCAAGCGCCCAGGAGUGACUUUCAUAGUCGGUCCUUGGCUGUGGUGACAAGGAAAUGAGUCCAAAGGGACUUGCUCGGAAGGUGUGGGAGCAAGUUUCAGCUCCAUCAUUCCCUCUUGUUUGGAAGUUGGUUUCAAAAUAAAUCUAAGACUAAAAGUUUUCAGACAUCGUUACGACUAGUUCCGACUUUUUUUUUUUUUUUAUGUGUUACAAUUGUGGUCAUUUCUUAGUUUUCCUCAAAAAAAUAAAACCCUUGGAAAUCCUAUAUGUUAUCUUUUUGGAUGAUGAAGUUAAAAUUCAGAAGUCAUCUGGCCAGUAACCCACAGUCAGGAAAACAGGUUAGCCCUCCAAGGGCUAGAAAUUUACCAUGAAACUCUUUGUUUUGUUUUCCUGUAAGUGAGCAAUGUAGGAAAUUCUCAAACUGGCUUUGAAUUUAGUGUUCCAUAUCAAUAACCAGAGGUUGAAAAAUUGGCCCUGUUGUUUCCUUGUGCAUUCUCAAACUCACUCCUACAGAACGACUUUUCUAUAUUUAAUUUUUGGGGGGACUAUGUAAGUUUUAAGUGGUGCUUUUU
This is a messenger RNA of Lutra lutra (Eurasian river otter), 1135 nucleotides long. RefSeq names its product protein POLR1D-like. Lineage: Eukaryota; Metazoa; Chordata; Mammalia; Carnivora; Mustelidae. Bases 83 to 472 code for a protein of 129 amino acids. The record is from RefSeq and is a predicted model, not a curated record. The transcript is spliced from 3 exons.